Beta vulgaris subsp. vulgaris (sugar beet) is the source of this 1439-nucleotide messenger RNA. RefSeq lists its product as hypothetical. The coding region runs from base 103 to 1128 and encodes 341 amino acids. Lineage: Eukaryota; Viridiplantae; Streptophyta; Magnoliopsida; Caryophyllales; Amaranthaceae. The record is from RefSeq and is a predicted model, not a curated record. The transcript is spliced from 10 exons. Gene Ontology annotation, molecular function: metalloendopeptidase activity; ATP binding; ATP-dependent peptidase activity. Gene Ontology annotation, biological process: proteolysis.
UCGCUGGUACUGGUGGCGCCAAAAGAGAACCUUAUCUGAAGACUCUAAAGACUGAAGAUUGGAGGGUCAAAACUGAAAAUUGUGGACUGACACUGUGAAGCGAUGUCAGCUGUUGCAGUGAGCGGCGUUGCAUCUUUGAGCAACCCACAUCGCAUUCGCACCAAUUUUCUCCUCUUUGAUAUCACCAGUCAAUUCAAUCCCACUAUCACUACUACUACUCGUUGCAAGAAACGCCUAACUAUCAUCACUUCCUCCUCUUCUACUGCUAAUGCUUUACCUGCUGUUGAUUUUAACCCUCUUCAAUCUGCUCUUGAAAAGAAAGACAGUGAUGCGGUCAAGGAGGCUCUUGAUCAAUUAAGAGAAGCUGGUUGGGCCAAAAGGUGGACCUCCCAGCCAUAUGUGUCUCGUCGUACAACAUCACUUAGGGAGCUGACAACUCUCGGAAUCAAGAAUGCUGAGAAUCUUGCUAUACCAAGUGUCAGAAAUGAUGCGGCUUUUCUAUUCACGGUGGUCGGCUCAACAGGAUUUUUGGGUCUUCUUGCCGGACAACUUCCAGGGGACUGGGGAUUCUUUGUGCCAUACCUGAUAGGAAGCAUCUCUUUAGUGGUUUUGGCUGUGGGAAGUACUGCACCUGGACUUCUCCAGGCAGCCAUUGGUGGAUUCUCAGUGGUUUUUCCUGAUUAUCAAGAGCGGAUUUCCAGCCAUGAAGCGGCUCAUUUUCUAGUUGCCUAUUUGCUUGGCCUGCCAAUUCUGGACUACUCCUUGGAUAUUGGAAAAGAACAUGUAAAUCUUAUCAGUGACAAGUUGGAGAAGCUUAUAUACAGUGGUCAGCUUGAUUCCAAGGAACUUGACAGGUUGGCGGUUGUAUCAAUGGCCGGGCUGGCUGCCGAAGGGCUCAAGUACGACAAGGUUAUUGGUCAAUCUGCAGAUCUUUUCAGCUUACAGAGGUUUAUAAAUAGGAGUACACCACAACUCAGCAAGGACCAACAACAGAACCUCACUAGAUGGGCGGCUUUGUUUGCAGCAUCUCUCCUAAAAAACAAUAAGACGGUUCAUGAAGCUCUAAUGGCUGAAAUGUCAAAGAAGGCAACUGUACUCGAAUGCAUCAAAGCUAUAGAAAUGGCCUGAUGAAUGAAGUAAUGAGUAAAAGAAAAGGUCUUCACACAAUAGUUAUCUCAUAUCUUUAGUGUAAAGGUUACAGCUUCCUGCUUAAGUCAUUAUAUGAAGUAAAUAGUUAAAUUUAUAAUUGUACUUGUAAUUCUCUACAUUAAAGGACAUCCACGAGCAGAUGGAUAAUUGAUUUGCUUCUGUAUUGCUAAUGAACCCAAAGUUUAUAUCCGUAGCUGAAAUAAGUCAACUUGUAAUUGUGCUCUACCAAUUUUUCAAAUCAAUUGGAAGGUCAAAUGAUCUAUACAGAAAUUUUACUGAUUUCUCGGUCA